UUGAAAGGCAUAAAUAACAGCAGGAGUGAUCUAACCCUAUACAGCCCAUCUUCUACGUGCAAAAAAAGCGUGCAGAGGACGGCCAGAUCUCCUACUGAAAACAAGUGGAUCUCUGUGGAUAAGAUCGCCGGGCAGCCAUGGAAGAACUUACAGCUUUUGUAUCCAAAUCUUUUGACCAGAAAAGCAAAGAGAGCAGCAGCAGCACUAGCAGCAGCGGCAAGAAGGAGACUAUCACGUACAGGGAAGUUUUGGAGAGUGGGUUGGCUCGAUCUCGGGAGCUUGGAAACUCUGACACUAACCUGCAGGACAUUACUGAGAGUAGCAACCAUUGCCCGGUGCAUCUUUUCAAAGACCAUGUAGAGAGUGACAAGGACAAACUGAAAGAGUUCAGCACGGGCAGGACGUCGGAAGGGAUCUACGAGUGCAAAGAGAAGAGGGAAGACGUGAAGUCAGAAGAUGAAGAUGGACAGACCAAGCUCAAACAGAGGAGAAGCAGAACCAAUUUCACACUAGAGCAGCUGAAUGAGCUGGAAAGACUUUUUGAUGAGACUCACUAUCCAGAUGCCUUCAUGAGGGAGGAACUAAGCCAGAGGCUGGGACUCUCUGAAGCUAGAGUUCAGGUCUGGUUCCAGAACAGGAGAGCCAAGUGCCGAAAGCAGGAGAAUCAGAUGCAUAAAGGCGUGAUCCUGGGAACUGCCAGCCAUUUAGACGCCUGCCGAGUGGCCCCUUAUGUGAAUAUGGGAGCCCUGAGGAUGCCUUUCCAACAGGUCCAAGCGCAGCUGCAGCUGGAAGGCGUGGCCCACGCCCACCCCCACCUCCACCCGCACCUGGCGGCCCACGCGCCCUACCUGAUGUUCCCCCCGCCGCCCUUCGGCCUCCCCAUCGCCUCUCUGGCCGAGUCCGCCUCCGCCGCCGCGGUGGUGGCCGCCGCCGCCAAGAGCAACAGCAAAAACUCCAGCAUCGCCGACCUGCGACUCAAGGCCAGGAAACACGCCGAGGCGCUGGGGCUCUGACACUUCCCGCCCUGCUGCGCGCGCGCGCGCGCCCGCGCGUGGGGGGGGGGGGGAGUUGCGCGCGCGAGGUCGGGACGCCCGCGCCGCUCCCUCGUGCCCUCCGCCCCGCCCCGCCCCGGCCCGGCGUGGCUCUCUGCGCGCCCCAGGCCCGCGUGCGGGGACCAGGCUCGCUGGCUUUGGGAAGGCCUGCAAGUACUUUGAACGACCAUCGCACGACCCCCUCCUCCCCUCCCCCCCCACAUGUCCCCAGUCCCUCCUCCCCUCCCCCUUCGCGAUCAAAGCCUUCGCAUCCCCCCCGGCUCGUGUGAAGACUGCGGGGGCCCAGUCGCCUGUCCUUCUUUUUUUGUUUUUCAGGCACCUAGGGCUCCCCGGGUAAAACUGCUCCCCCCAGGUGCGAUGGUAGGGUGAGACCAUCCCGAGCUGCCAUCAGAUCAAACACACGCACACACGCACGCAAAGACUUUCCGGAGGAUAAAGUAGGUGGGGAACCAAAAUCUUUCAAUGAUGCUAAUCUGUGACCUGUGGGACAUUUGGAUUUUGACGCUAGAAAAAGUGAUCACAUCAGCGUGAGGUCGUCGGCUGCCGUCAGUUCUGCGACCAUGUGCAUGUGUCUGACUCAACGCAUCUUGAAGAUCGUCACAUCUAUUAAAACAAAGCAAACAAACAAAAAUAAUCAUAAUACAAAAAGAUCCUUGGGGCUGGUCUCCAUUAAAGAUGACAUUUCUUUGUUGCCAACAGUAUUAUUUCACUGCCAUGAAUAUCUUCCAUCGCUGAGGAGCUGCUGCUGCUGCUGCAGGACUGGUUUAAAUUUAAAUGUGGAAUUUCAGAUUUGAGGCGAGGCAGUUUUUUUUCUUCAAAAAAAAAAAAGCAGCAAUAACAAAAAAAUGUGUCUCAAAUGGCUAAAAGUCUUUUGGAAGGAAGGGGAAAAAAAUACAGACUAGAAUUUACUAAUCACCAGUGGUGACUUGAGUGAUGGGAACAAUAUGAAUGCACCUGCUUCACCCAGAAUCACCUGAACUAGCUGAGAUGCAUUGUGCCAUAGGAGCAGGUCGAUUUUCUGAUUUUUUCUCCCUAAUGUCUGGAUCUUUGAAUUGAAAUCUUGCUCUUUUACAGGAUAUAGAAAGAAUGACUCGCACAACAAAGAUGGACAUAUGGUUUUAAGGCAUAAUACUGAUGCAGCAUUACUUUUAGUGAAAUGCAAUUAAGUGCAGUAAAGUGCAAUACUGUAAAUAUUAUAGAUUAAAAAAUAGCCGUACAUUCUUAUUCUGUUAAUAACCAUUUCUGCAAGAACCAUAACUUAAGUCCUUUAUGCUCAGACUGGGUACAUUGCAGUUUAGUGCCAAAAUGACAGUCCGGGUCUUCUAGGAAUGGAUAAAAAUAUAUGUAUCACAUAUGGAAAAAGAUAGAUACUAUGAUUUCUAGUCAAGUUAAUGUGCCAUAUUUCUGGGAAGUAAGAUGAACAGCCUGUAUGACAUUUUUGCAAUCAUUUUAAACAAAACAAAACAA
Dermochelys coriacea (leatherback sea turtle) is the source of this 2519-nucleotide messenger RNA. It is a transcript of the gene SHOX, whose product is annotated as short stature homeobox. The record is from RefSeq and is a predicted model, not a curated record. Gene Ontology annotation, cellular component: nucleus. The transcript is spliced from 5 exons. The coding region runs from base 138 to 1013 and encodes 291 amino acids. Gene Ontology annotation, molecular function: sequence-specific double-stranded DNA binding; DNA-binding transcription factor activity, RNA polymerase II-specific. Lineage: Eukaryota; Metazoa; Chordata; Testudines; Dermochelyidae. Gene Ontology annotation, biological process: regulation of transcription by RNA polymerase II.